Molecule: messenger RNA, 1844 nt
Organism: Toxotes jaculatrix (banded archerfish)
Lineage: Eukaryota; Metazoa; Chordata; Actinopteri; Toxotidae
Product: deoxyribonuclease gamma-like
Exons: 10
Coding region: 181-1173 (330 amino acids)
Biological process (GO): DNA catabolic process
Cellular component (GO): nucleus
Molecular function (GO): DNA nuclease activity
Source: RefSeq, a predicted model, not a curated record
UGCUUUCUUUCCAAACGGUAACUGUUUCCCUGUUGAGACCGAUUGCCCAAUCACAGCCUUCCCUUAAGAAAACACAUAGUGUAAUGAGUGUCUUAUGUGAUCAAGUGUGGGUUUAUUCUUCAGGUUUGCCAUGGCGGUGUGCCACUGAAGCUGUGCCAUCUACACAACAACAUUGGAGACAUGAAGAUAGCUUCAUUCAACGUACAAAGGUUCGGACUGACAAAAGUCUCAGAUCCAGACAUCCUGUCAACUCUGGUUAAGAUUGCAUCUCGAUAUGACAUUAUAGUGAUCCUGGAGGUAGUGGAUGUGAGUGGAGACUCUGUUAAACUGUUCUUUGAGGAGUUGAACAGGGUCAACACAACUCAUCACUACACACUGAAGCUCAGCAGCCGCCUGGGAAGGAACAGAUACAAGGAACAAUUCCUGUUUCUCUACAGGGAUGAUGUGGUUGAUUUGAUUGACUCCUAUCAAUAUGAAGACAACCAGGUGAAUGACGUGGAUGCUUUUGCAAGAGAGCCGUAUAUUCUCCACUUCCAACUGCACAACACAGUGCUGAAGGAUAUAGUGCUGAUUCCAGUCCACACCACACCAUCAGACUCAGAGAAAGAGCUGGAUGAGCUGUUUGAGGUCUUCCUGGUGGUCAAAGACAAAUGGAAAACUGAUAACAUAAUGAUCCUGGGGGACUUCAAUGCAGAUGGUGCGUAUGUCACAGAUAAAAAAAUGAAGAACAUCCGUAUUCGCAGUGACAAGAAUUUCCACUGGCUGAUUGAUGAUGAUGUGGACACCACUGCAAAUACAUCAAAUGAACACACUUAUGACAGGAUUGUUGUAUAUGGAGAAGACAUGCUGGCAGCCAUUGUGCCAAACUCAGCCAAGCCAUUCAAUUUCCACAAAGAAUUUGCUAUGACAGAAGAAAUGGCCCUGAGAGUGAGCGAUCACUACCCUGUUGAAGUUGAAUUACGUAGCACCCCUCCCUUCUGCAUGAGAAAGAGCGACCAGAGAUGUGACAUUGUUGAGACCCAGCAAACAUCAGCCAACAAAAGUGUCACAGAGACUUUGCAGCUUGAUGUGCUGAAACUGCAAAAGGAAAACCUCUUGCUGGUGCGAGAAAAACUUCAACUUCAGAUCUCAUUAUUAAAACAGCGACUUGCCAACAUGGAACUGAAAAAAUGACUAGUAGAUCUGAAAUGAUUCUGUUUUUGAUAAGCUUUUGUUUUUCACUGUCAUUUGUCUGAUAGAAUUUAUAUUUCAGAAUAAAUAUAAAUAUAAUGGUUUGGUCACACAUUUGCUUUGUAGUUGUUUUGCAGAAGAAGCAGAGUUGUUAAUGACAAGCAACAUUGUAGGUACAAUGAAUGAAGUAUAUAAUGAGAUAAAAGAGAUGAAACUGAGAUAUACUCUGAUUUGUUUACCGCAGCUAGAUUUCUCUUCAGUUCUUGCCUCAUUGUCCUGAGGGAUUCUGUGUUCUGUAUCCUGUUAAAUACCUUCACAGGCUUCUCUGUGAUUGUUGGAAUCAGUCACAGAACAAGAAUGGAAUAAGAUGCUAGAGAAACUCUAGAAAUAAUUUACAGUUCAAAGUAAGGUUACGGUUAUAAAUCAGCACAGGGGUUAUUGUCAAAUUGUUUUCUUUUUUGUCUGAUGACGAACAAACUUCUGAAAAUGUGAUGAACACAAAACUGUUAAAAGUAAUGUAAGAGCAGAAAAGUAAAUAACGCCUGAUGCCAGACCUAGCUGUAUGAAAUGUAGCAUUUAUAAUCAUGGGAAAUACUUAACAGCAUGUGGAUUCUUUUUCUCAUUAAAGCAAAUAAAGUGUAUAGUUUCUAUUUACAAAUACUGUCACAGAGUCU